This is a messenger RNA of Cucurbita moschata (crookneck pumpkin), 561 nucleotides long. Its product is annotated as D-aminoacyl-tRNA deacylase-like. Bases 172 to 507 code for a protein of 111 amino acids. Gene Ontology annotation, molecular function: D-aminoacyl-tRNA deacylase activity. The record is from RefSeq and is a predicted model, not a curated record. NCBI's taxonomy places the organism in Eukaryota, Viridiplantae, Streptophyta, Magnoliopsida, Cucurbitales, Cucurbitaceae. The transcript has 3 exons.
ACUGGACCCAUCGCAGCGGUCUUGAGUGCCAAAGCGAAUGCGAACCGUCGGAAACGCACCUGCAGAAGAAUCUCAAGAAUCUAUUGGCUGAGGCGCCCUAGACAUUCGAUUCAACAACCAUCUCGCUCUGUUAAACCCUCAAUUCACAGAAAGAGCAACAAAGAGGCAACCAUGGCGACGUUAGUGGCGGCAACGAUAGUUUCGAUCAAUCCUGCAAACGAGCUCCUCGCUUGCCCGGAUGGCGCCCCGGUCCUUCUCUCCAGCUUCGCUAAUCGAGAGGUGAGGCUGCUGCAACACGGUAGGAGCAUUGUAGUUGAGGACGACCUAGAUAUUCGUUGGGAGGAGCUUGCUGGCGUGGUCGUGGACGAGGUCAUUUUCUUCAGCCGGCAUACUGCCGUUUCGAAUCGUCCUGCCCUCACUGUUCAUCGGAUUGGGAACAGAAUAAGAACAAUAAAGUCCUUCUUGGCAUCGAGGGUGGACAUUAUGCACCUCGCCAUAUGGACAUAGUUCAGUAAGUAUUGGUCGGUCUGGCUGUUCUUCCCGUUGAUGUGAUCAUUUCUU